AUGACUGUAGACUUAGAAGAACUAUUCUCAACUUCUGAAGAUCAAGUUCAAGUUCUCUGUCGAUGGAUGUUCUUCACUUAUGUCAUCGCAUUCGCCUUCGUUGUUAUAGCUGUUCAUAUUUAUGCCGCGAUGGUUCGUCCUGAGAAGAGGCAGUACACCUACUCGUUGAACCCAACGACCGGACAAGUUCAAACAGAGUUUACUAUGUGA
Messenger RNA from Caenorhabditis remanei, 210 nucleotides. RefSeq lists its product as uncharacterized. The record is from RefSeq and is a predicted model, not a curated record. Lineage: Eukaryota; Metazoa; Nematoda; Chromadorea; Rhabditida; Rhabditidae. Bases 1 to 210 code for a protein of 69 amino acids. The transcript has 2 exons.